This is a messenger RNA of Coffea eugenioides, 1452 nucleotides long. RefSeq names its product UDP-glycosyltransferase 86A2-like. The record is from RefSeq and is a predicted model, not a curated record. NCBI's taxonomy places the organism in Eukaryota, Viridiplantae, Streptophyta, Magnoliopsida, Gentianales, Rubiaceae. Gene Ontology annotation, molecular function: UDP-glycosyltransferase activity. Bases 1 to 1452 code for a protein of 483 amino acids. The transcript is spliced from 2 exons.
AUGGCAAUUUCUCCCCAAAAGCCUCAUGCAAUCUUGGUUAGUUAUCCUCUACAAGGCCAUGUAAUCCCAUCGGUCCAUUUGGCCAUCAAGCUUGCUUCAAGAGGUUUCACCAUCACCUUCAUCAACACUCAAUCCAUACAUAACAACAUUACAUCAGGAGAUAAAAACAUUAAUGGCCAAGGAGAUAUCUUUGCUGAAGUACGAAAAUCGGGACUCGAUAUUCGUUACACCACCGUGCCCGACGGCCUUCCUCUAGGGUUCGAUAGGUCACUCAAUCAUGACCAGUUCAUGGCUGCUUUGUUGCAUGUCUUCUCAGCUCAUGUUGAAGAGGAAGUUCAAAAGAUUGUCAAGUCUGGACCUCCUGUUAGUUAUUUGAUCGCUGAUACGUUCUUUGUAUGGCCUGGCAUGUUGGCUAAGAAAUAUGGACUUGUAUACAUUUCUCUUUGGACAGAGGCGGCUUUAGUUUUUUCAUUGUAUUAUCAUUUGGAUCUUUUGAGGCUCAAUGGCCACUUUGGUUGCAUAGACAUGCGUGAAGACCCCAUUGACUACAUUCCUGGUGUAAAACCAUUAGAACCCCUGGAUAUGCCAUCAUAUCUCCAAGAAAUGUACCCAACAUCAGUAUGUCACAAAAUUAUCUAUAAGGCAUUCAAGGAUGCACAAGAUGCAGAUUUUGUACUAUGUAACACAGUUGAAGAACUCGAGCCCGAGACCAUAUCUGCUCUACAGGAGAAACUUCCAAUUUUUCCAGUCGGACCCAUGUUUCCAUCAGGGUUCACCAAGAGUUGUGUGGCCACGAGCCUGUGGUCCGAGUCAGACUGCUCCCAUUGGCUAGACACCAAACCUCCUGGCUCAGUUUUGUAUGUUUCAUUCGGUAGCUAUGCUCACGUCCAAAAAAGGGAUUUGUUGGAAAUAGCAAAUGGUAUACAAGAAAGCAAUAUUAGUUUUGUUUGGGUGCUUCGACCUGAUAUUGUUAGCUCGGAGGAUCGUAAUCCGUUGCCUGAUGGAUUCAGAGCUGCGACCAGUGACCGAGCGAUGGUCAUACCUUGGUGUUGUCAAAUAAAUGUGUUAAGGCACCCUGCAAUUGGAGGGUUCUUGACUCAUUGUGGUUGGAAUUCAAUUUUGGAAAGCAUUUGGUGUGAAGUUCCAUUAUUAUGUUUUCCUUUGUAUACUGACCAGUUUACUAAUCGGAAACUAGUGGUGGAUGAUUGGAAGAUUGGAGCUAAUCUUUAUGAUAGAGUAUCUGUUACUCAGGUUGAAGUUUCGCAGAAGAUCAACCGUUUGAUGAGUAAGAAAUCAGGGGAUGAGUUCAGAAAUGCAAUCAAGGUAGUGAAAAAGACAUUAGAAAAGGCAUUAAAAGAAGAUGGAUCGUCAGAGAAAAAUAUGGACCGAUUUAUCAGAGAUUUGAAGAUCACUCUUGAGAAGAAAAACCAAACGCAGAAGGUUGUUAAUUAG